UUGGCUAAACCUGCUUGACCAGGUAGAUGGGAAACAUGACGUAAGGUAUGUGAUUUCCGGGCCUCACUACCUUAUGUAAAUAAGCAGAGGUGGGGAAUGUGUGUCUGGGACCUGGUUUCAUUUUCACUCGGCUGCAGAAGGAAAAUCAAACAGAGCAGUGUGUAGGGUACACAGUGAGGGGUACACAGUGAGGGGUACACAGUGAGGGAUACACAGCGGUGGGGUACAGUGUAUACAGCAGUGUGAGGGCGAACCGUGUAAAGAGCAGGGUGUGGGGUACACAGUGUGAGGCGUACAUGGUGUGGGGUACACGGUGAGGGGUACGUGAUGUGUGGGGUACGCAGUGAGGAGUACACGGUGUGAGGCUAACUAUAGGGUGUGGGGUGCCCAGUGUGUGGGGUACGGUGUACAGAGCACAGUGUGGGUACUGGACACAGCGCAAAGCACCGGUUUCCUCCCCAGACAACAGGAGGAUGGGCUCAGCUGCCAACCUCCAAUAUUACAUCCUCAAGCUGACUCUGGUGGUCUCGGCCACACUGUUCUGGCUGGUGGGGCUGGCCAUUGUGUGCGUGGGCACCUACGCCGAGGUGGAGAGACAGCGUAACAAGACUCUGGGGGGCUUGUUCGUGGCCCCGGCGGUGGUCCUACUCCUCCUGGGGUCCCUCAUCUUCUCCGUGGCGUUCGUGGGGAUGGUGGGGGCCCUGAGAGACAACAAGCGGCUGCUCAGAGUGUUCCAAUGGAUUCUUUUCACCGUCUUGUGUCUCCAGUUGACUUUCAUCGUGGUGUUCGUGCUCUGCAGGAACAAGGUCCUCGGGAUAUUCAAGGCUAACGUGCAGGAGGGGAUCAGACAUUACUACGAUGAUCUGGAUUUCAAAAACAUUCUGGACAAAAUCCAGGUCAAGUUUGCGUGUUGUGGGGGCGACGAGUACAUGGACUGGGAGGCCAAUCAGUACCACGCAUGUCAGGCCCCGGGUCCCUCUGCAUGUGGCGUGCCUUACACAUGCUGUGUGCGGGAGCAGGAGGGCGAUGUGAUCAACACUCAGUGUGGCUAUCAGGCGCUCCGGCUGGAGCGAGUGGAGACCGAUGGCUAUAUCUACGCUCGAGGCUGUGUUGACGCUAUUUCGCUGUGGUUCGAAGACAAUCUCAGCGUCAUGGUGGGCAUUCUGGUGGCCAUGCUCCUCCCCCAGCUGGUGGGAAGUGUUCUGACCUGGAGUUACCUGAAGACCCUGCCAGGGAGCGGGGACCUGGUGGACGGUUUCAGGGCGUUGAGGGCCUUUGAGGAUGUGGACGUGUCGGGGGCCGGCUGGUGUCUGUGUCUCCCCAGGGAGGGGGGGUACCAGCCGCUGGACAUCGGAGCCAAAGACUACCUCUCGGGGGAGGAGUGGUGACCCCCA
Callorhinchus milii (elephant shark) is the source of this 1394-nucleotide messenger RNA. Its product is annotated as tetraspanin-15-like. Gene Ontology annotation, cellular component: membrane. The transcript has 8 exons. Lineage: Eukaryota; Metazoa; Chordata; Chondrichthyes; Chimaeriformes; Callorhinchidae. The record is from RefSeq and is a predicted model, not a curated record. Bases 474 to 1388 code for a protein of 304 amino acids.